This is a messenger RNA of Magallana angulata, 9217 nucleotides long. Its product is annotated as deleted in malignant brain tumors 1 protein-like. Bases 69 to 9095 code for a protein of 3008 amino acids. Gene Ontology annotation, biological process: proteolysis. Gene Ontology annotation, molecular function: protein binding; serine-type endopeptidase activity. The transcript is spliced from 61 exons. The record is from RefSeq and is a predicted model, not a curated record. Gene Ontology annotation, cellular component: membrane. NCBI's taxonomy places the organism in Eukaryota, Metazoa, Mollusca, Bivalvia, Ostreida, Ostreidae.
AAUAUGAGGAUGUUGUAAAAAACAAACUAUACAAUAAACACUAGCGUCGCCCUGACCUACAGAGAAGCAUGAGACUAACUACUCUAUCUGUUCUCCUCAUCUACUCGCUGCUAGGGGACGGGAUUUGUGCAGGAUACGAGAGAAGGAAUGUUAAGAGCGGAAAAAAUAAAUUCAAGAUCAGGAAAGCAGAUAACGCAGGAAAUUCAAGCCUGUCCACAGCCGAGCUAAAUGUGACGGCACCUGCAACAAAACAAAGACUCAGGUUCGGUAACCAUGGCAACCAAACGUUAUACAAUGGCGGUCGUCUUGAGGUCCAUAGAGGUGGUAAAUGGGGACCAGUUUGCGAUGAUAGUAUGGACAUCGUCGAUGGUAACGUGGCCUGUAAACAAAUGGGCUACAUCAGGGGUGCCGAAAGAGUAUAUGACGAGUCUUUCUUUGGAUUGGGAUCUUGGAAGUCCACAGACAUACUAAUGGAUGAAGUCAGCUGUACUGGAGAAGAGCGGGAAUUUUUAGCAUGUCCCUACACAAUCAAUCAUGACUGCUCCGUUCAUGAAUUUGUAUCUAUUCUCUGCAAAGAAAACACAGGGUGUGACAAGGGCUGGAUAGCUGGACCAGAGGGCUGCUACAAGCUGCACACAUCUGCCAAAAACUAUCAAAAAUCCAGUAAGAUGUGUGCUGAGGAAGGAGGUCAUUUGACCAACAUAGAGACCAUGACAGAACACAAUUUUCUCUCCCUUCUUCUGUACACAGUUGAUGAUGGUACUGACAUUUGGAUGAUUGGAGGAAGACGCAAAAAAUCAAAAUGGUAUUGGGAAAAGUCUAUACGCAUUCAAAAGGAAUCAAAGAAUACACAAAGGAAAUCUCUACAAACAAUCAAUUCUGACAUGGCUUACAGAGCGUUCUUCCCAGGUUGGCAGCCGACCAAUUACAGCAGACAACCGUCCAAAAUGAGAGGGGAAUACUGUGUUGGCUUAGCCCGUCAGUAUCUACACCCCAAUGGUUCAGCAGUGUCAGUCCCGUACUACUUCUUCGAUGACAUUAACUGCAAAACAAAUAACAACUACAGGUUUGGGUUCAUCUGUGAAAAGCCACUGCAAAAAGGGGACCAGCCAGCCCGAAGACAGGCCGAGGAUUGCUAUACUGGGAAUGGUGAGUUAUAUAGAGGGAGUAUAUCAGAAACAACUAUAGGAUCCCCCUGCCAAAGAUGGUCCAAAUCAGCUAGUAUCAAUGACGUCACUCAUCCUGGAAAGGGCCUAGGAGACCAUAACAUGUGCCGUAACCCUGACGACAGCAAGAGUCCCUGGUGUUGGGUGGACGUGGAACGGGAUCGUUUUGGAUACUGUCCUGUAUCUAAAUGUGAAUCUUCAAGCACAACAACUGCAACAGUGUCCAUCAACAAAGACUGCUAUAUCAAUGAUGGAAAGUUUUAUAGAGGGUUUGCCAACACAACAGAGAAAGGUUUCAACUGCCAAAACUGGAAAUCUAACGGCAGAAUGAACCUAACAACUGAUUCUGAAAAGGGAUUAGGAAACCACAACUUUUGCAGGAACCCUGAUGGCGACUCCAGACCAUGGUGUUGGGUGAGGUACAAUCGAAACGAGUUUGACUAUUGUGUAGUGCCUCGGUGUUCUGAACUUGUUACAACAGAUCAACCUAUCGCCAUGACAAGUAAGCAUGAGGCACAGAUAGAUUGCCCCGUCGACAAUUUCUUCUGCCACUCAAGUUCCACAGACGUAUGUAUUCCAGAACUCUUUCAGUGUGAUGGAGAAAAGGACUGUGGAUUCAAUGAAGAUGAAGAAACCUGUGAUUAUACCUUGUCCCUUUACACAAAAGAGAAAAAUUUUGUUCUUAAAAAGGGAGGAGAAGAAGCCUACGAAAAUAUUCCACUCGAACUGUGUGCACGAUAUUGCGCACAAUCCACCCGAUUUAUUUGUCGCUCUUUCCACUAUUUGAAUGGGAAGAGGGAAUGCUUUUUAUCUUCACUGAACAGAGAGAGGGUGACGAGCAGGGGAAAUUACUCUUCUGCCUAUGACUAUUAUGAACUGAAUUCUCAUAUAAAUGGGUGCAUUGAUAAAUUCAGGUGUAGGAAUGGCCAUUGCAUUGACCAGAGUCUACACUGUAAUUCCCAUGAUGAUUGCGGAGAUCUCUCGGACGAGGAGGAGUGUGCGAUUACGAGUUAUAUCUGUAAAUUUUUAGCGGGAAAUACCAUUCCACCUUUGGGAAUUCGCCUGGUGGAUGGGGAUAAUGAGUAUUCCGGGAGGGUGGAGCUUCAGUACUAUGGAGAAUGGGGAGUGAUUUGUGAUGACAACUGGGACAUCAAUGAUGCACAAGUUGUCUGCAGGAUGCUAGGCUUCGAGGGAGGAGCUGAAAAAGCAGAACGAUUUGGGGCGUUUGGACUUGGAAACAGUAACUUCUUGUUGGAUGAAGUAAACUGUACUGGAGGCGAGAGCUCUUUGGAGGAAUGCAACAAGAACCCAUGGAAGGAACAUGACUGUGGGAGCUACGAAGAGGCCGGUGUUGUUUGCUAUCCCUCCAAAGCAUGUACAGAGAAGAAAUUUCAAUGUGACAAUGAGAGAUGUUUGAUUCCUCAGCAAGUGUGUGAUGGAACAGAGCAUUGCAGAGAUGGUUCAGAUGAACAAAGUUGUGAUAUACAAGUUAACCUUGUAAACGGAGAGACUCCAUAUAGUGGAAGAGUGGAGAUUGUCAGGAAUGGGAUGAGAGGAACUAUCUGUGAUGAUGGCUGGACUGACGCCAGUGCUAAGAUAAUCUGCAAAUUGAUGGGAUUUAGAGGGGGUCAGGCCAAGGUCGAUGCAUUCUUUGGGGCAGGGUCAGGGGUCAUCUGGCUGGACGAUGUCGAGUGUCGUGGUAACGAAACAUCUCUGUUAGAUUGUUCUAGCAGACCUUGGGGGGAACAUGACUGUGAACAUACAGAGGAUGCAGGGAUCAUUUGUGAAGGUGCCUUCGAUGAUACAACGAAACGAACUUCGACAACACCUAGAUCAACGACUCAAUCAUCCACAGAUACAGUAAGCAUUACCUUGGUUAACAGUGACGUACCCAGUAGAGGCCGCAUACAGCUCUGGUAUAAAGAAGAAAAGGGAUCCAUUUGUGACGAUCACUUUGAUGAAAAAGACGCCACGGUUGUGUGUCAAAUGUUUGGAUACAGGAGUGGGAAACCGUCUAAAUUGUAUGGUCCUGGAGAAGGUGUUAUUUGGUUGGAUAAUCUUGGAUGUCUUGGAAACGAAUCCCACAUCCAGGAUUGUAAUCACACAGGCUGGGGUGUUUCCGACUGCACACAUAAGGAAGACGUGGGAGUGGACUGUGAAGACGACUCUGUUGCUCCCCCCGAGGUAAGAGUGAGGCUGGUGGAAGGGAAGACCCCCAGUGAAGAGCGGGUGGUGUUAACUAUAGGGAACGUGACCGGGACUGUGUGCGACGACUACUUCACUGAUAUAGAGGCCGGUGUUGUGUGUCGUAUGAUGGGUUACAGGACAGGCGUCGCUACUGAAGAAGGAUAUUUUGGUCCUGGUUCUGGGAUGGUUCUCCUUGACAAUGUCAGAUGUCAGGGUACAGAGAGAUCCUUGUCUCAGUGCAAAAACGAUGGGUGGGGCAUCAGUAAUUGUGGGCAUUCAGAAGAUGUUGGGGUUAUUUGUGACGCCCCUACCACCACAAUAGCAACCACUACAAGUAGUCAGGGAUCAGCUUUCCCCGAGGUGAGAGUGAGGCUGGUGGAAGGGAAGACCCCCAGUGAAGGGCGGGUGGUGUUAACUGUAGGGGACGUGACAGGGACUGUGUGCGACGACUACUUCACUGAUAUCGAGGCCGGUGUUGUGUGUCGUAUGAUGGGUUACAGGAGUGGGAAACCGUCUAAAUUGCAUGGUCCUGGAGAAGGUGUUAUUUGGUUGGAUAAUCUUGGAUGUCUUGGAAACGAAUCCCACAUCCAGGAUUGUAAUCACACAGGCUGGGGGGUUUCCGACUGCACACAUGAUGAAGACGUGGGAGUGGACUGUGAAGACGACUCUGUUGAUGGAUGCAUUGAUAAAUUCAGGUGUAGGAAUGGCCAUUGCAUUGACCAGAGUCUACACUGUAAUUCCCAUGAUGAUUGCGGAGAUCUCUCUGACGAGGAGGAGUGUGCGGGAAAUACCAUUCCACCUUUGGGAAUUCGCCUGGUGGAUGGGGAUAAUGAGUAUUCCGGGAGGGUGGAGCUUCAGUACUAUGGAGAAUGGGGAGUGAUUUGUGAUGACAACUGGGACAUCAAUGAUGCACAAGUUGUCUGCAGGAUGCUAGGCUUCGAGGGAGGAGCUGAAAAAGCAGAACAAGUUGGGGCGUUUGGACUUGGAAACAGUAACUUCUUGUUGGAUGAAGUAAACUGUACUGGAGGCGAGAGCUCCUUGGAGGAAUGCAACAAGAACCCCUGGAAGGAACAUGACUGUGGGAGCUACGAAGAGGCCGGUGUUGUUUGCUAUCCCUUCAAAGCAUGUACAGAGAAGGAAUUUCAAUGUGACAAUGAGAGAUGUUUGAUUCCUCAGCAAGUGUGUGAUGGAACAGAGCAUUGCAGAGAUGGUUCAGAUGAACAAAGCUGUGAUAUACAAGUUAACCUUGUAAACGGAGAGACUCCAUAUAGUGGAAGAGUGGAGAUUGUCAGGAAUGGGAUGAGAGGAACUAUCUGUGAUGAUGGCUGGACUGACGCCAGUGCUAGGAUAAUCUGCAAAUUGAUGGGAUUUAGAGGGGGUCAGGCCAAGGUCGAUGCAUUCUUUGGGGCAGGGUCAGGGGUCAUCUGGCUGGACGAUGUCGAGUGUCGUGGUAACGAAACAUCUCUGUUAGAUUGUUCUAGCAGACCUUGGGGGGAACAUAACUGUGAACAUACAGAGGAUGCAGGGAUCAUUUGUGAAGGUGCCUUCGAUGAUACAACGAAACGAACUUCGACAACACCUAGAUCAACGACUCAAUCAUCCACAGAUACAGUAAGCAUUACCUUGGUUAACAGUGACGUACCCAGUAGAGGCCGCAUACAGCUCUGGUAUAAAGGAGAAAAGGGAUCCAUUUGUGACGAUCACUUUGAUGAAAAAGACGCCACGGUUGUGUGUCAAAUGUUUGGAUACAGGAGUGGGAAACCGUCUAAAUUGUAUGGUCCUGGAGAAGGUGUUAUUUGGUUGGAUAAUCUUGGAUGUCUUGGAAACGAAUCCCACAUCCAGGAUUGUAAUCACACAGGCUGGGGGGUUUCCGACUGCACACAUAAGGAAGACGUGGGAGUGGACUGUGAAGACGACUCUGUUGCUUCCCGUGAGGUAAGAGUGAGGCUGGUGGAAGGGAAGACCCCCAGUGAAGGGCGGGUGGUGUUAACUAUAGGGAACGUGACCGGGACUGUGUGUGACGACUUCUUCACUGAUAUAGAGGCCGGUGUUGUGUGUCGUAUGAUGGGUUACAGGACAGGCGUCGCUACUGAAGAAGGAUAUUUUGGUCCUGGUUCUGGGAUGGUUCUCCUUGACAAUGUCAGAUGUCAGGGUACAGAGAGAUCCUUGUCUCAGUGCAAAAACGAUGGGUGGGGCAUCAGUAAUUGUGGGCAUUCAGAAGAUGUUGGGGUUAUUUGUGACGCCCCUACCACCACAAUAGCAACCACUACAAGUAGUCAGGGAUCAGCUUUCCCCGAGGUGAGAGUGAGGCUGGUGGAAGGGAAGACCCCCAGUGAAGGGCGGGUGGUGUUAACUGUAGGGGACGUGACAGGGACUGUGUGCGACGACUACUUCACUGAUAUCGAGGCCGGUGUUGUGUGUCGUAUGAUGGGUUACAGGAGUGGGAAACCGUCUAAAUUGUAUGGUCCUGGAGAAGGUGUUAUUUGGUUGGAUAAUCUUGGAUGUCUUGGAAACGAAUCCCACAUCCAGGAUUGUAAUCACACAGGCUGGGGGGUUUCCGACUGCACACAUGAUGAAGACGUGGGAGUGGACUGUGAAGACGACUCUGUUGCUUUCCCCGAGGUGAGAGUGAGGCUGGUGGAAGGGAAGACCCCCAGUGAAGGGCGGGUGGUGUUAACUGUAGGGGACGUGACAGGGACUGUGUGCGACGACUACUUCACUGAUAUCGAGGCCGGUGUUGUGUGUCGUAUGAUGGGUUACAGGAGUGGGAAACCGUCUAAAUUGUAUGGUCCUGGAGAAGGUGUUAUUUUGUUGGAUAAUCUUGGAUGUCUUGGAAACGAAUCCCACAUCCAGGAUUGUAAUCACACAGGCUGGGGGGUUUCCGACUGCACACAUGAUGAAGACGUGGGAGUGGACUGUGAAGACGACUCUGUUGAUGGAUGCAUUGAUAAAUUCAGGUGUAGGAAUGGCCAUUGCAUUGACCAGAGUCUACACUGUAAUUCCCAUGAUGAUUGCGGAGAUCUCUCUGACGAGGAGGAGUGUGCGGGAAAUACCAUUCCACCUUUGGGAAUUCGCCUGGUGGAUGGGGAUAAUGAGUAUUCCGGGAGGGUGGAGCUUCAGUACUAUGGAGAAUGGGGAGUGAUUUGUGAUGACAACUGGGACAUCAAUGAUGCACAAGUUGUCUGCAGGAUGCUAGGCUUCGAGGGAGGAGCUGAAAAAGCAGAACAAGUUGGGGCGUUUGGACUUGGAAACAGUAACUUCUUGUUGGAUGAAGUAAACUGUACUGGAGGCGAGAGCUCCUUGGAGGAAUGCAACAAGAACCCCUGGAAGGAACAUGACUGUGGGAGCUACGAAGUGGCCGGUGUUGUUUGCUAUCCCUCCAAAGCAUGUACAGAGAAGGAAUUUCAAUGUGACAAUGAGAGAUGUUUGAUUCCUCAGCAAGUGUGUGAUGGAACAGAGCAUUGCAGAGAUGGUUCAGAUGAACAAAGCUGUGAUAUACAAGUUAACCUUGUAAACGGAGAGACUCCAUAUAGUGGAAGAGUGGAGAUUGUCAGGAAUGGGAUGAGAGGAACUAUCUGUGAUGAUGGCUGGACUGACGCCAGUGCUAAGAUAAUCUGCAAAUUGAUGGGAUUUAGAGGGGGUCAGGCCAAGGUCGAUGCAUUCUUUGGGGCAGGGUCAGGGGUCAUCUGGCUGGACGAUGUCGAGUGUCGUGGUAACGAAACAUCUCUGUUAGAUUGUUCUAGCAGACCUUGGGGGGAACAUGACUGUGAACAUACAGAGGAUGCAGGGGUCAUUUGUGAAGGUGCCUUCGAUGAUACAACGAAACGAACUUCGACAACACCUAGAUCAACGACUCAAUCAUCCACAGAUACAGUAAGCAUUACCUUGGUUAACAGUGACGUACCCAGUAGAGGCCGCAUACAGCUCUGGUAUAAAGGAGAAAAGGGAUCCAUUUGUGACGAUCACUUUGAUGAAAAAGACGCCACGGUUGUGUGUCAAAUGUUUGGAUACAGGAGUGGGAAACCGUCUAAAUUGUAUGGUCCUGGAGAAGGUGUUAUUUGGUUGGAUAAUCUUGGAUGUCUUGGAAACGAAUCCCACAUCCAGGAUUGUAAUCACACAGGCUGGGGGGUUUCCGACUGCACACAUAAGGAAGACGUGGGAGUGGACUGUGAAGACGACUCUGUUGCUUCCCGUGAGGUAAGAGUGAGGCUGGUGGAAGGGAAGACCCCCAGUGAAGGGCGGGUGGUGUUAACUAUAGGGAACGUGACCGGGACUGUGUGUGACGACUUCUUCACUGAUAUAGAGGCCGGUGUUGUGUGUCGUAUGAUGGGUUACAGGACAGGCGUCGCUACUGAAGAAGGAUAUUUUGGUCCUGGUUCUGGGAUGGUUCUCCUUGACAAUGUCAGAUGUCAGGGUACAGAGAGAUCCUUGUCUCAGUGCAAAAACGAUGGGUGGGGCAUCAGUAAUUGUGGGCAUUCAGAAGAUGUUGGGGUUAUUUGUAACGCCCCUACCACCACAAUAGCAACCACUACAAGUAGUCAGGGAUCAGAUGACGAAGUGAUCAUUCGCUUGGUUAACAAUGUUGAGGGAAUCGAAGGACGAGGAACUUUGGAAUUGGAGUACAAUGGAGUUAAAGGAUCAGUGUGUGAUGAUGACUGGGAUGACCUUGAUGCCAAGGUCGUGUGUACAAUGCUAGGAUACAGGAGUGGAGUGGCAGUAUCUAAUGCAAGGUUUGGGCGGGGAUCAGGUCCUAUUUACUUGGAUGAUGUUGCCUGUUAUGGAACAGAGGAUUCCUUGUUGGACUGUGACAGUUCUGGAUGGGGCCAGAACAACUGUGCACACAAUGAAGACGCAGGGGUCAUAUGUUACUCUGCAGAUGAGAUAUCAACUGAUGAUAUCAACCAACUUCCCACUGAUUGUGGUAGACGACCAAUGGAGGAUGUGAUUAACUCGAGACGAAAACGAGACACAAGUGAAAAAUCGGUUGAGGACUGGCGACCUCCUUUAAAGAUACAUGGAGGACUAAAUGCUGAUUAUGGGAUGUUUCCUUGGCAGGUGGCGAUCAGAAAAGUCAGCUAUCGAACACAAACCAGAAAAAUAGAUGCCCCACACUGUGGAGGUAUCGUCCUUAGCCGGUUCUGGAUUCUGAGUGCUGCCCAUUGUUUUGUUGAUAAAGUUAAGUCCGAUCUUAUCAUACGGGUUGGAGACCUGAACAACAAAGAGCCUGAUUCUGAUGAGGAAGAGUUCGAAGUGGAGGAAAUAUUUAUGCAUGAGGGCUAUGACUCUGAGACCUUAGACAAUGACAUAGCUUUGAUUAAGAUAACUCCAAAAGAUGGUCGAGGAAUCAUGGCUGGGAUGUACGUCCAACCUGCGUGUCUGCCCUCUGAUAACACACGGUACACUGUGGACUUGGACUGUUAUAUAUCAGGGUGGGGGGCGACUUCAUUAGGUUCUCCAAACAAAUUGAAGUAUGCAAAAGUUCCUAUGAUUGAUCGUAGUACAUGUCGUAACGUAUAUAAAGGCUCUCUGACUCCCAGCAUGUUUUGUGCUGGAUACAUGAAAGGUGGCAUAGACACUUGUCAGGGUGACAGUGGAGGGCCUCUUGUCUGUAAAGUCGGGGGUAAAUACACUGUAUUGGGAGUGACAUCGUGGGGAAGAGGUUGUGGGAAUCCAAAUGCUCCAGGAGUGUACACAGUUGUCAAGUAUCAUCUACAGUGGAUCCAGGAUAAACUUCAAACAUGAGGAAAAAUACACUGUUGCAAUCAUGAAUGCACAAUCUGUCGCUUUAAAAAAAUUAAAUGCAAAUUAAAAGUAAAUCAUGCAUCAUUAUCAUUGUUUUAUAAUAAAACAAUACCAAUUCCAUG